CCCCUUUCCACUUCCGGCCGCACCUAUUAAUCCCCCGCUACGCGCCUCCGCUCCCACAUUAAGCCCAAACUCCUUCCCCCUCUCCUCUCCUGGGACUGACCGAUUCCCCCUCGAGACUCGAGCCAGCCGCCUUCUAUCCCAGCUAUCUCACUCACUGGUGCUCGUCCGGUUCGAUCGACAGAGAUGGGCAGGCAGCCGUGCUGCGAGAAGGUGGGCCUGAAGAAGGGCCCGUGGACGGCGGAGGAGGACCAGAAGCUCGUCGCCUUCCUCCUCUCCCACGGCCAUUGCUGCUGGAGGCUCGUCCCCAAGCUCGCAGGGCUGCUGAGGUGCGGGAAGAGCUGCCGCCUGAGGUGGACCAACUACCUGCGGCCCGACCUCAAGCGGGGCCUCCUCUCCGACGACGAGGAGAGGCUCGUCAUCGACCUCCACUCGCAGCUCGGCAACAGAUGGUCCAAGAUCGCGGCGCGGCUGCCGGGCAGGACGGACAACGAGAUCAAGAACCACUGGAACACCCACAUCAGGAAGAAGCUCAAGAAGAUGGGCCUCGACCCCGUCACGCACCAGCCCGUCGCCGCCCGCCCUCAGGACCCGCGGCGGCAGGACCCCCACUGCGACGGCAAGGCCUCGUCCCAGGAAUCGGCCGGCUCCGGCGCCGAGGAGGAGGCGCCGACGAGCGGAGAGCCGAAGCAGGGCGCCGCCUGCUCUGCCUCCGUGUCGCCGUCCCCCUGCUCCUCUUCGUCCGCCUCGGCCUCGGCCUCCGUCGCCACGCCCGGCGGCGCCGACGUCGACUGGCCCGACCCCCUCGACCUCUUCCAGGUCGACGCCAUCAUCGACAUGGACUGGGCCAGCAUCCUGUCCGGCAGCGGCGGCGGCGACAUUGGCGUCGAUCUCUUCGACCAGUGCUCCGACGUCGGCUUCGAUCAAGAGGUGUGGAUGUGAUCCUGACGCUAGCGUUUGAGGGUUAGAAUUAGAUUUGUGCCAGGAACACCGAAAACUCCUUUCACCUCUUUCUUCCUCUAGCUGUUUUUCUCUCACUCUCACUCUCACUCUCUACGUGCUCUGUUUUCUUUGGUAUCUUGGGAGAGAAUUUGUCCGUGUUCAUGUUCAUGUUCAUGUCCAUGCAUGCAUGCAUACUUGUUGAUAAGGAAUGAGAAAAAUGGCGAGUGUGGUUUGUGAGAA
Hordeum vulgare subsp. vulgare (domesticated barley) is the source of this 1179-nucleotide messenger RNA. RefSeq names its product MYB-like transcription factor ODO1. The transcript is spliced from 3 exons. The coding region runs from base 184 to 939 and encodes 251 amino acids. NCBI's taxonomy places the organism in Eukaryota, Viridiplantae, Streptophyta, Magnoliopsida, Poales, Poaceae. The record is from RefSeq and is a predicted model, not a curated record.